AUGAAUGAAAAUUACUUGAAAUAUUAUUUCAAUUUUGAACGUCCACCGUUUGCACCAACAUUUUUUCCAUCGGUAGAAGAGUUCGCUGAUCCAAUCUCAUAUAUCGCAAAAAUUAAAGGAGAUGCUGAAAAAUAUGGUGUAGUAAAAAUUAGACCUCCCGCUUUUUUUCGACCACCAUUUGCUAUAAAUGGCAAAAAUUUCAAUUUUACCCCACGAGUUCAAAAACUCAACCAAAUAGAUGCGUUGGUACGAGCCAAGUUAAUAUUUGAUGCUCAGCUAGCGGGUUUUUGGCUUAUGCAAGGCCAAACUCUUGAAAUGCCCACUAUAGAAAACAAACUUGUCGAUCUACACAGUCUUUACACGGUCGUCGUGAAAUAUGGAGGUCCAAAUGUUAUGGACGCUCAGAAGCUGUGGGGCACUGCAACAAAAAGGCUUGGAUUUAAACAGCAGCGAGCCAACAAAAUGAAAGCUGUUUAUUUCAGAUGGAUUCAUGAUUUUUAUGCACUUAUUAAUGUAUGUCGCUUCUUUUUUUCCAUCAGGAACCAGUAUUCUGAGCUUGGAGUGCUUGCUGUAAAUAUUAUUGUUUGUGUUUCGGGAGCAAAAGUGAAUAGAGACAAAACUCGAAAAUAA
This is a messenger RNA of Thelazia callipaeda (thelaziosis nematode), 630 nucleotides long. NCBI's taxonomy places the organism in Eukaryota, Metazoa, Nematoda, Chromadorea, Rhabditida, Thelaziidae. The record is from the annotation of a GenBank genome assembly.